Closterium sp. Naga37s-1 is the source of this 591-nucleotide messenger RNA. Lineage: Eukaryota; Viridiplantae; Streptophyta; Zygnematophyceae; Desmidiales; Closteriaceae. The record is from the annotation of a GenBank genome assembly.
AUGCUCACCCCAGCCACAGCUGCACCCGCUACAACCCCACCCGCUACAACCCCACCCGCUACAGCCGCACCCGCUACAAGCGCCAAGCAUCCAUCUAUCUCCACGCACGUGCUGGACGUGGCUCUGGGCAGACCCGCUGCUGGCAUCCCAGUGCUGCUGGAGCGACAGAUAGAAGCCCGAGGGGAGAGUGAGAGUGGUGGCGUGGGGUUGGGAUGGGAGCGAGUGGGCGGGGGAGUCACAAAUGCUGAUGGCAGGGCUGCUGGGCUGCUUGCCAGGGGUGGAGAUGAGGGAGGAGUGGUGGGAAUCGGUGGGGUAGGAGGUGGAGCGGUGGGAGGUGGAGGGGUGGGAGCUGGGAUCUACCGGCUGAGCUUUGCAACAGGGGAGUAUCUUGGUCGGAUGCAUGGAGCAAGAGGGACAGGGGACGCACAAGCUGGCACAGGGAGAGGCAGUGGCAGUGGUGGUUGCAGUGGUGGCGGUUUCUUCCCGAGUGUGUCGAUAGUGUUCCGAGUGCUGCCAGAGCAACAGAGGGAGCACUUCCAUGUGCCGCUGCUGCUCUCCCCCUUCUCCUACUCCACGUACCGAGGCAGCUGA